Messenger RNA from Fragaria vesca subsp. vesca, 1463 nucleotides. RefSeq names its product trihelix transcription factor GT-1-like. The record is from RefSeq and is a predicted model, not a curated record. The transcript has 5 exons. Lineage: Eukaryota; Viridiplantae; Streptophyta; Magnoliopsida; Rosales; Rosaceae. Bases 118 to 1269 code for a protein of 383 amino acids.
GUUUGAUAAUCACUUGCAAAAUAAAUGGGUUUGCUUCUGUUGCUUAUGAAGUCUCUCACUUUCUGUUUAUGGACAACCCCCAAUUGAGAGACGGCCAAAGCUUCAAUACCCAACACCAUGUACUUGUCUGAAAAGCCUCACCCAAUUGAUUUUCACAAAAACGACGAAGCAGACAUGAUGAUCGAGGUGGUCUCGAGUGAGGAUCUCUCGCAGACCCAUCACCCAAAUCAUCAUCAGCAUCAUCAGCAGCCUAACCAAUUGCUGCUACUGGGUGACAGCAGCGGGGAGGACCACGAAGCGAAGCCGCAGCAGCAGAAGAAAAGAGCCGAGACAUGGGUGCAGGACGAGACUCGGAGUCUGAUAGCUCUGCGGAGAGAGAUGGACGGCUUGUUCAACACUUCCAAGUCGAACAAGCAUUUGUGGGAGCAGAUUUCGGCGAAAAUGAGGGAGAAAGGGUUCGACAGGAACCCGAAUAUGUGCACUGAUAAGUGGAGGAACUUGCUUAAGGAGUUCAAGAAGGCUAAGCAUCAUCAGGAUAAGGGGAGUGGGUCGGCCAAGAUGUCGUAUUAUAAAGAGAUUGAGGAGAUUUUGAAGGACAGGAACAAGAAUGGGCAGUAUAAAAGUCCUACUCCACCCAAGGUUGAUUCUUUCAUGCAGUUUUCGGAUAAAGGGAUGGAAGAUACAAACAUUUCCUUUGCACAUGUGGAAGCUAAUGGCAGGCCAACACUCAAUCUCGAGACAGGUUUGGACCAUGAUGGUCAUCCUCUUGCCAUUACUGUAGCUGAUGCAGUUGCAGUGAACGGAGGUGCACCUUGGAAUUGGAGAGAAACCCCUGAAAAUGGUGGGGAGAAUCAAUCAUAUGGAGGGAGAGUCAUAGUAGUAACCUGGGGUGAUUAUACUAGGAGGAUAGGAAUUGAUGGCUCAGCAGAUGCCAUUAAGGAGGCCAUCAAGUCUGCUUUUAGGUUGAGAACAAAACGUGCCUUCUGGUUGGAGGAUGAAGACCAGAUUGUCCGAAGUCUUGACAGGGACAUGCCUCUGGGAAGUUACACCCUUCAUCUUGACGAAGGUAUGGCCGUGAAAGUUUGCCUGUAUGAUGAGCCAGACAACAUACCGGUACAUACAGAGGAGAAGAUUUUUUACACUGAAGAUGAUUAUCGUGAAUUCCUAACCCGUCGUGGGUGGACAUGUUUGCGGGAGUUUGAUGGGUAUAGAAAUAUUGAAAAUAUGGAUGAUCUCCGACCUGGUGCAAUAUAUCGUGGUUUAAGUUGAGGGCAAAGCAUGUGUCUUUAUAUUAUUUUCUCCUUGGAUGCGGGUGGAUUUGGUGUGUUCAAUUAUGUAGAUUACUCCAUUUGUACGGUAGAUAGAACAAUAACCAAGAGCUGGUACAGAUUCUGUUCUUGCACAUAACCUGUAAAUGUCUUUGUUUUGAGUUACAAAUUGGGAUGUGAAAUCCACAAACCCCG